Cadophora gregata is the source of this 747-nucleotide messenger RNA. RefSeq lists its product as uncharacterized. The record is from RefSeq and is a predicted model, not a curated record. Gene Ontology annotation, molecular function: protein binding. The transcript is spliced from 3 exons. Bases 1 to 747 code for a protein of 248 amino acids. NCBI's taxonomy places the organism in Eukaryota, Fungi, Ascomycota, Leotiomycetes, Helotiales, Ploettnerulaceae.
AUGGAAUGCUCACGAGUUGCUAGACUAGCCCUCCACGCUGAGAAAGUCCGCCAGCUCUUACUCAACUGUCCUGACAUCGUUACAAUCUCAGUUGGGCCAUCCCAAAAAGAGCUCACUUGUCAUAAAGCACUGUUGGGUUUCACCUCUGAGUUCUUCGAUGCGGCGUUGUACGGCAACUUCAAAGAAAGUCAGACAAACAUCAUUCCACUACCAGAAGAGAAUCCCAACGUAGUUGCCGGCUUCCUGACCUGGGCCUACACCGGACACAUCGAGUCGUCCUCCACCGCAGAAGAGCUCUGGGUCUUUGGAGACCGUAUCGCCAGCCCCAGAUUCAUGAAUGAAGCCAUGCACCUCAUAUUCGCCAUCUACGGUCGCCACGAACGCUGGCUGAGUGCUAAAGGCGCGUUCGUUGCAUACAACCACAGUGCUCCAAUAUCCAAACUCCGGAGCUUCGUUGAAAAUUACGUUGAUAUUCACGGCCCGCUAUGUGAGGAAGCGAUUAACAGUGAGGCUUUCCAUCUCGGGAAUCAUGAGUAUGAAAGGGAUUGGCAGGCGUUGAUCGAGGAAGGGGGAAAGUUGACUGUGGAUAUUGCUCUGGGUAAUGGUGUUCGGCAUCAGGGCUUUGCCUGGGAUGAAGACUGUGUACCUCCGAGGUUGGGUUUUGAACAAUGGGUUUACAUGGUGCGCGUCACGACACGUGUGGUUGAGGACUUUAUCCAGGGCAAAAUGAGAGGCGUUCGGGAGUAA